AUGAGAAUAUUGAGACGCGUUUUAUCACUUGCCAGUCGGCCGAUCUUGGCUCAAUCGGCACAAAGUAGGCUAUGGAGAAGUGAAGCAAUCGUCAAUCUAAGAUCUCAUGGCCUUUUUGCUCCAUACGUAGAAUCAGAUUUACAAAACAAAUUCUGGGAUUUCGGUGGAGAUGCAAUCGUUGAUACAAACAAACACAUACGCUUAACACAAGAUCGACCAUCGCAAAAUGGCUAUUUGUGGUCUAGAUUACCAUUACAGGUGCCCAACUUUGAAAUUCAGGUAGAGUUCCAAAUUGACGGAAGCGCAAGCUCUCAUCAUCCUUACGGAGAUGGAAUGGCACUCUGGCUAACCGAAGACAGAGCAGAAACUGGUCCAGUCUUUGGCUCAAAGGAUUACUUCACAGGAGUGGGAAUCAUCUUUGACACAUUUGCAAAUGCAAGACAUCCAUACACAUUUCCACGUAUCAUCGUAACAAAGUUGAACGGUGUCGAACGCUAUCAUAUCGAAAGAGAUGGCGCCGGACAAGAAUUGUACGGAUGUUCGAUCGAUAUUCGUCGAGCUCCAGUCGCAACAAGAGCAAGAUUGACACACGUCAAAGAUGUGUUCACCGAGCUUGCAAUUCACUAUAAAGACUGGGAUCAAUGGGAGACAUGCUUCAAGACCGGCAAUCUAACAUUCCCUGAAAGACCUUUUAUCGGCCUCACUGCAGCUACAGGAGAUGUAUCUGAUGCUCAUGAUAUCAUUAGCGUGCAAACAAGUAGUAUCGUAUACAAACAACGCUCAAGGAAGGAGACCGAAGAGCUACGUGCACAUUUCUUGGGAGAUUCGAAAAAGAGUAAAGGUCGAAAGAGCGUUUCAGGUUGGUGGGGUAAAUCAGGCAAUACUGCUUCAACUGAUUCAGGCGGUCAUGCUUACAAUGGGAAUGCAGGCCCUGGCCUGUUCUCUAAAGCGUUUUGGGGAAUGUUUGGAUUCUUUUGGACUUUGCUCAAAAUUGCAGCUGUUUUGGGUGUGGUGGGAGCUGGUGUUUAUGCAUUUUAUACACGAAAGAAAAAGUAUGAUGCUAAACGAUUUUGA
This is a messenger RNA of Meira miltonrushii, 1074 nucleotides long. RefSeq lists its product as uncharacterized. Gene Ontology annotation, biological process: endoplasmic reticulum organization; Golgi organization; endoplasmic reticulum to Golgi vesicle-mediated transport. Lineage: Eukaryota; Fungi; Basidiomycota; Exobasidiomycetes; Exobasidiales; Brachybasidiaceae. The record is from RefSeq and is a predicted model, not a curated record. Gene Ontology annotation, cellular component: Golgi membrane; COPII-coated ER to Golgi transport vesicle; endoplasmic reticulum membrane. Gene Ontology annotation, molecular function: D-mannose binding. The transcript is spliced from 2 exons. The coding region runs from base 1 to 1074 and encodes 357 amino acids.